This is a messenger RNA of Cyclopterus lumpus (lumpfish), 3144 nucleotides long. It is a transcript of the gene vill, whose product is annotated as villin-like. NCBI's taxonomy places the organism in Eukaryota, Metazoa, Chordata, Actinopteri, Perciformes, Cyclopteridae. Gene Ontology annotation, cellular component: cytoplasm; actin cytoskeleton. Gene Ontology annotation, molecular function: actin filament binding; phosphatidylinositol-4,5-bisphosphate binding. The transcript has 20 exons. Gene Ontology annotation, biological process: cytoskeleton organization; actin filament severing; barbed-end actin filament capping. The coding region runs from base 101 to 2770 and encodes 889 amino acids. The record is from RefSeq and is a predicted model, not a curated record.
UACUUUAUUGCACAAAUACAUAAUUUCACUAAUCUAACUCCACAACUCGUAGGACACAGCGAGGCCUCCACCCCGCCAGACCCAACACAAGUUCAGCAGAAUGAUGAGUGAUGACAAUCAAGACACAUUUAGAAAUGUCAGCCAGAAGCCCGGACUGCAGAUAUGGACCAUCAAUAACAUGCAGAUGGUCCCCGUUCCAGCUCAAGGCUUUGGUAACUUCUUUGAGGGAGACUGUUACAUUGUUCUCUAUAUAAGUCAGAACAAGGGCUCGGGCCAGUCGGCUGACGUCCACUACUGGAUCGGAAACUCCUCUUCUCAGGAUGAGCAAGGGGCCGCAGCCAUCUACGUCACCCAGCUGGACGAGCACCUGGGUGGGAGUCCGGUCCAGCACAGGGAGGUGCAGGGUAACGAGUCUCCACGGUUCAGGAGCUACUUCAAAAAUGGCCUCAUCUACAAGAAGGGUGGAGUGGCCUCAGGUUUUCAGCAUGUUGACACAAACGUCUACAACGUCCUGCGACUGCUGCACGUCAAAGGGAGGAAGCAUGUCACAGCGGCAGAGGUGGAGGUGACGUGGACCAGCUUUAACAAUGGAGAUAUAUUCCUGCUGGAUAUGGGGAAAGCCAUCGUGCAGUGGAACGGCCCCCAGAGCAACAGGAGAGAGAAGCUCAAGGCAGUGUUGUUGGCUCAGGACAUCCGGGACCGGGAGAGAGGAGGUCGAGCUCAGAUCGGCCUGGUGGAGGGAGGAGAUGAGCAGGACUCCCCAGAGCUCAUGAAAGUCAUGAUGGCGGUACUCGGCCAAAGAACCGGGCAGCUGAAGGAGGCCACUCCUGAUGAUAAACCCGACCAGGUGCAGAACAACAACGUCAGACUCUACCACGUUUUUGAAAAUAACGGGAAUCUAGUGGUUCAAGAAGUGGCCACGCAGCCUCUGACCCAAGAUCUGCUGCACUCCUCUGACUGUUACAUCGCAGACCAGAGAGGCUCUUGUGUGAUGGUGUGGAAAGGCAAACAGGCCUCCAAGGAGGAGCGGAAAGAAGCUCUCAACAGGGCGGUGGGCUACAUCAAAGCCAAGAACUACCCGUCCAACACCAGUGUGAAGGUGAUGACCGACGGAGGAGAGUCCGCAAUGUUCAAGCACCUGUUCAAAUCCUGGAGAGAUAGAGGGCAAACUCAGGGUCUUGGUACCACCUACAGCAUGGGGAAGAUAGCAAAGGUCGACCAGGUGAAGUUUGAUGUGAUGGAGCUCCACGCGCGUCCUGAACUGGCAGCACAGCAGCGCAUGGUGGACGACGCCUCUGGAGAUGUUAAGGUGUGGCGUAUCGAGAACUUGGAGGUGGCCGAAGUAAAUCCAAAUACUUAUGGACAGUUUUACGGAGGAGACUGCUACUUGGUGCUGUACACAUAUGAAAUGUCAAACCAGCGGCAUUACAUACUCUACAUGUGGCAGGGCCGUCAUGCCACUAAAGAUGAGAUCACAGCUUGCGCCUACCAGGCCGUCAAUAUUGAUAACAAGUACAAUGGGGCCCCGGUCCAGGUCAGGGUGGUCAUGGGAAAGGAGCCUCGCCAUUUCCUUGCUAUUUUCAAGGGCAAACUCGUCAUCUUUGAGGGCGGUACGGGCCGACCUGGUGCGGUCAUCCCUGAACAAGGAGCCCGGCUAUUCCAGGUCAGAGGGACUAACGAGCUGAACACCAAGUCCACUGAAGUAUUGUCGAGGGCCUCGUCGCUCAACACCAACGACGUCUUCCUGCUCAAGACCAACCAGAUAUGCUACCUGUGGUAUGGAAAGGGCUGCAACGGGGAUGAGAGGGUGAUGGGGAGAGCGAUGUCUGACGUGCUGUCCAAGCAGGACAAGCAGGUGGUGAUGGAGGGCCAGGAGCCAGCUGAAUUCUGGGUAGCUCUGGGAGGAAAGGCGCCCUAUGCUUGUGACAAGAGACUGCAGGUGGAGGAGCCUCCUCACAGUCCCCGGCUGUUCGAAUGCUCCAAUCAGAUAGGUAAGUUCAGGAUGACCGAGGUGGAUGACUUCGCUCAGAGUGACCUGGACGAAGACGAUGUCAUGCUGCUGGACACCUGGGAGGAGAUUUUCUUGUGGAUUGGAAACUCAGCCAACCAGUAUGAGACCAAGGAGGCGUGGAAUAGCGCGCAGGAGUACCUGAGGACUCACCCUGCAGGCCGCGACCCCGACACACCCAUCAUCAUUGUCAAACAGGGUUAUGAACCGCCCACGUUCACCGGCUGGUUCAAUGCAUGGGAUACUCAUAAGUGGAGCGGAGGCAACUCCUAUGAGGAGAUGAAAAAAAAGCUGAGUGAUCCAGCAUCUCUCUCACAGAUCACUGUUGAUCUGAACAACUCUAAUUCCAAUAAGCGUCCUGUUGGGGUUAGUGGCCCAGGAGGCCCCACAAGCUCCCCUCCAGUCUACCAGUCCCACGGAGGUGAUCUGUCCCCCAGACCCUCUACUCCCUCCAGCCCGUGCACCCUGAGAGCCCAGACCUCUGUGUCCAUGAACAUGUCCCCCUCCUCUAGCUUCAGUCCAUCCUCCCCAGGUGGCGACACUGUGUCCCCCUCUGCUGGAAGCUCUGGGAUGUAUCUUAACCCGGAGCUCAUCGUCAACAAGUCUCCCAGUGAGCUGCCACAGGGAGUGGACCCCAGCCAGAGAGAGGAUUACCUCUCUGAUGUUGCAUUUGAGAACCUGCUCGGAACAACCCGCUUAGACUUCAAGCGUCUGCCGAGCUGGAGGCAGAGUGACUUGAAGAAGAAAGCGGGACUAUUCUGAGGAACAUGCGCCGUUGGAUUUACAGGGAAACAUUGUCAAACCAGUCUGACUUUUGUUCACAGAACUUCUUUGUAAAAACUAUAAGUAAAGCAGCAUUUUAGCUGCUUUUAGCAUUUUUUACAACAUCGGUCCUUGAUCAUUUCACCUGAAUAUUGCUUUUAUUCCUUCUUUUUCUGACUGUUUUCCACCACAAACCAAGUGAAAGUGAUUCAAAAUGUUAGAAUUAGCUGUUCAUAUGAUUGUAAUAAAAAUACAAAAUCAAGGACACAAUUUACAGUUAAAUUAAGACUAUUUGCAAUUGUUGUGCUUUAUAUUUAUCCAUAUCUUCCAAUGUUUUAUGCUAAUUGUUUCGUGAUCUGAUUUUCCUCAGGAUA